Thermothelomyces thermophilus ATCC 42464 is the source of this 1788-nucleotide messenger RNA. RefSeq lists its product as uncharacterized. The transcript has 3 exons. Gene Ontology annotation, biological process: exocytosis; vesicle fusion; intracellular protein transport. The record is from RefSeq and is a predicted model, not a curated record. Gene Ontology annotation, cellular component: plasma membrane; SNARE complex; endomembrane system. NCBI's taxonomy places the organism in Eukaryota, Fungi, Ascomycota, Sordariomycetes, Sordariales, Chaetomiaceae. Gene Ontology annotation, molecular function: SNAP receptor activity; SNARE binding. Bases 182 to 1267 code for a protein of 361 amino acids.
AACCUCGCAAAAAGGCCGACCAACCACCGGCCCCCCCGGUCCAAAGUCUGUCCACCGUUGUUGGUGAAAAGACGCGGCCGUCAUCUCCAGUACCUUCGUCUACCCAGCGAGUGCAAAAACAAACCGACAACUACUUUUUGGAAAUCAUCGGCUGAUCAAGCUUCAUCCAAUUGAGCAAGUCAUGUCCUAUAACCCCUACAAUCAGGGGCCUGGUGCCGAGGCGGGCUACGGCUAUGGCCAGACGGAACAGCAUGAGAUGCAACCGUACGGUCAGCAGCCCUAUGGCUCGCCGCAGCAGCAAUAUGGGCAGCAGUACGGUCAGCAGUAUGGGCAGCAGUAUGGGCAGCAGUAUGGAUCACAUCCCGAGGGGCAGCAGUACGGUCAGCAGGGCCAGUACGGUUCGCCCCAGCCGCAGCAACCAGGCGGGAACGUCCUGUCGCAGACCGAAUAUCUGCAGCGUGUGUCGGCCAUUCGCCGAGAGAUCGAGGGCCUGACGACCAGCAUUCAUAACAUCGCAACGCUGCACCAGCAAGCUCUGGCCAGCAGUGACAACGCGGCGCGUCAGGCGUUGGACGACCUCGUUGCGUCGACGCAAUUGAAGAACACGGCGAUUCGUGGGCAGAUCCAGCAGCUCAAGGCGGACACGGAGCGCACGACGGACACUAAUCUCUUCAAUACCAAGAAGAGGCAGUUUGAGAUUCUCAAUGACGACUUCAAAAAGAAAAUCCAGGAGCUGCUGCAGGAGGAGCAGCAGUACAAGGCGCGCUACCGCGAGCAGAUUGCCCGCCAAUACCGCAUCGUCAACCCGGACGCGACCGAGGAGCAGGUGCAGCAGGCGGCCGACGCCGACUGGGGCGACGAGGGGAUUUUCCAGACUGCCCUCCGAACCAACCGCUCCGGCCAGGCCUCGGCCGUCCUGGGAAACCUGCGGGCGCGCCACAAUGACAUGGUCAAGAUCGAGCAAGAUAUCAUGCAGCUGGUCGAGCUGAUUGAGCUGCUCAACCAGCAGAUCGUGCAGCAGGAGCCCAUGAUCCAGGCCAUCGAGCAGAAGAACAUGGAGACGGCCGACCACCUCGGCGGCGCCAACGUGCAUCUCCAAGAAGGCGUCGCCAGAGCACGGCGCGCCCGCAAGCUCAAGUGGUGGUGCUUCGGCGUGUGCGUCCUGAUCUGCAUCGCGAUCGCCCUCGGUGUCGGGCUGGGCAUCACCCUGACGAACCGAGGUGGCGGCGGCGGUGGCGGUGGUGGUGGCGGUGGCAGUAACAACUGAGAAUGAGAAACUGGCCAUGGUAAUGAUAUGGGUUGGGUGGGAGCAAGAAGGAUCGAGAGCGAAGAAUGGGGUCUCGCUCCUCUUUGCUCGAAACCCAAGUCCGGUCAUGAAGCAUCAGUUUCGAGACCGGGCCGGACCACCUUGCCCCUCCGUUGUUUGUUUCCUUACGUAGUGUCAUUUCUGAUGAACUGGGCCGUCCAGGCGCAUCCGGUUCCUUGUUAACGUGCGGUGAGGUGGUUGUUGGCCACAACGAAAAGUGCCUGAGCUAUGUUCGGGUUAAUGGGGUUCGGCCGCGCGCUGUUACGAGUUUGGUGGGCAAGCGGGACACAUGGAUUCAGAGUAUUUGUGGUGGACUGUACGACGCGAGCGUACGUGAUGUGUAUCUGACAUCGAGUAAUGAUUCCCCUUUCAGAAUAAUGGGUCGUUUGAAGUAUGGGAACCCCCCUUUGUAACUCAUAUCGAGACUCAUGAAAACAUAGACCAAAUCAGAACGUCAUAUGGUAGUUUCAUACAAUGUUCUG